AUGAAGUUCUCAACACUUACCCCGGCCCUAUUGGGUCUGGCUUCUUCAGUGACUGCCUACACCGUGGAGUACUCAACUGAGACAGGCUACUUUCUGCAAGAUGAGACCUCGACUGAUGCGUCGACCUUUGACUAUACUGCUUUUAAUUUUGGCCUCAUCAAUCGCACAUACCCCGCAGACAGCCAUUUAAAGAAACACCACGACUACUCCCAGUGGGAACGCUUCUAUCACCAGGUCCAGAAGCUCAACCAGGACUCACACAAGGACGUCGAGUACAAGGUCCUUUUCCUCGGUCGUCACGGCGAGGGAUAUCACAACGCUGCAGAGACUUUCUACGGCACGCCAGCAUGGAAUUGCUACUGGGCCGAACUAGACGGCAACAGCACAACAACCUGGCGCGACGCAGCCCUAACAACAAACGGCAUAAAUCAAGCCCUGAAAGCGCACUCCCUCUGGCAAAGGCUCAUCACCGAACAAAACAUCCACACGCCGGAUAACUACUUCGUCAGCCCAUUGACCCGCACCCUCCAAACAGCAAACUACACCUUCACGGACCUAGAUCUACCCCGCGACGCCGCGCCCUUCGCCCCACUCAUCAAGGAACUCUUCCGCGAGGGAAUCAGCAUUCACACCUGCGACCACCGCUCCACCCGAAGCUACAUCCACAACCUAUUCCCCAAGUGGGCGAUUGAGGCCGGCUUCACAGAAGACGACGAGCUCUGGAACGGCGUGACGGGUGAAACGAGCGCUGCGCAAGACGUACGCAGCACGACAGCGCUGAACGAGGUCUUUUUCACCGGGGCGAGUGAGAAGGAUGAGGAGUUUGUUUCGGUCACGGCGCAUUCCGGGGAGAUUUCUUCUAUUUUGAGGGUGUUGGGUCAUCGUACUUUUAGUCUUAGUACCGGUGCCGUUAUUCCUGUGCUUGUUAAGGCGGAGAAGAAGGGGCACGGUCAUAGUCCUGUUUCUUCUUCUAGUGUCGCUUGGACGGAUAGUCCUCAUUGUACCGUGCCGCCGGUUACGUCUGUUACUGCUUGUGUUUGUCCUUCGAGUGCGGUGCCGGUUACGACGCCUUUGGUUACGGAUUUGUAG
Messenger RNA from Penicillium manginii, 1089 nucleotides. Its product is annotated as phosphoglycerate mutase. Lineage: Eukaryota; Fungi; Ascomycota; Eurotiomycetes; Eurotiales; Aspergillaceae. Bases 1 to 1089 code for a protein of 362 amino acids. The record is from RefSeq and is a predicted model, not a curated record. Gene Ontology annotation, molecular function: phosphatase activity. The transcript is spliced from 3 exons. Gene Ontology annotation, cellular component: cytoplasm.